AAAUCUGCAGGGAGUCAGGGAGAUUUUUAUAUUUUGGUCAAGCUUCUUGAUUUCAACGUAUUGAUUAAAUAUAUGUAUAAUAGUUGCGCAUUAGUUUUGUGUUUUUCUGAUUUGCAUGUAACUCAGAGAAAAAAGUCUACUGAAAUAUUGUUAAAAACUCUUUCACUUUCGAAUUCUUUGUCGCGUACGAGGAAAUUAUCUUUGACGCAUUGUCAGCCGCCUUCGUCUUUUUUAGAAAACUGAACACCUAAACUGUAGAAUAUAUUAAAAAUAAAGUGUGUGCACUUUAAUACAUAAUGGCUCUUUUCGACGUAACUGGUUUCAAGACUUAUUCUGAGCUCCGCGGGCAGAUUCUUCCAGCUGGACAAACGCAUCUCGUCGACAGGACCAACCACUACAAUUUCGGGGCCAAAACUCAGGAAUUUGCUGUACCUGUGGGUGUAGACCCCUCAGGCUUUCUCAAGUCCUGCAACCAUGAUGGGGGUGUGUGCAUCGAAAUGAACCAUGGUACGACCACCCUGGCCUUCAAGUUCAGACAUGGAGUCAUCGUGGCUGUGGACUCCAGAGCCUCAGCUGGCCGUUACUUAGCAUCUAAUGAUGUCAACAAGGUGAUAGAGAUCAACCCCUACCUGCUGGGCACCAUGUCAGGCAGCGCUGCAGACUGUCAGUACUGGGAGAGACUCCUGGCCAAAGAAUGCAGACUCUACAGGCUGAGGAACAACCACAGGAUCUCUGUGGCGGCUGCAUCAAAGCUGCUGUCUAACAUGAUGCUGGGUUACAGAGGCAUGGGCCUCUCUAUGGGAAGCAUGAUCUGUGGAUGGGACAAAGAGGGCCCUGGUUUGUACUAUGUGGACGAUAACGGGACACGUCUGUCUGGCCGGAUGUUCUCCACCGGCUGUGGGAGCAGCUUCGCCUACGGUGUGGUGGACAGCGGUUACAGGGAGGACAUGACGGUAGAGGAGGCGUAUGAACUGGGCCGUCGGGGCAUCGCUCACGCUACACACAGGGAUGCCUACUCUGGAGGAGUGGUCAACAUGUACCACAUGCAGGAGGACGGCUGGAUAAAGGUGUGUAAGGAAGACGUAUCAGAGCUGAUCCACCGCUACAGGAAGGGGAUGUUCUGAGUUUGACCCCUAAACCCAGAUCAACAUCAACACUCUGAACGGUCCAAUGAUGUGUUUCUUACCA
This is a messenger RNA of Thunnus maccoyii (southern bluefin tuna), 1188 nucleotides long. RefSeq names its product proteasome 20S subunit beta 8A (gene psmb8a). The transcript is spliced from 6 exons. Lineage: Eukaryota; Metazoa; Chordata; Actinopteri; Scombriformes; Scombridae. The coding region runs from base 297 to 1124 and encodes 275 amino acids. The record is from RefSeq and is a predicted model, not a curated record. Gene Ontology annotation, molecular function: threonine-type endopeptidase activity. Gene Ontology annotation, cellular component: proteasome core complex.